Colletotrichum tamarilloi is the source of this 1539-nucleotide messenger RNA. RefSeq lists its product as uncharacterized. Gene Ontology annotation, cellular component: cytoplasm. Gene Ontology annotation, molecular function: oxidoreductase activity. The record is from RefSeq and is a predicted model, not a curated record. The coding region runs from base 1 to 1539 and encodes 512 amino acids. The transcript is spliced from 3 exons. NCBI's taxonomy places the organism in Eukaryota, Fungi, Ascomycota, Sordariomycetes, Glomerellales, Glomerellaceae.
AUGGCGGUUGAAGAUGAGCUUUCAUCUUACCUCAAUCCCGAAACAGCCAGGUUUCUCCUUAAAGUUUCCAAGGCCAUCUCCCAAGACCCAGGCCUGCCCAGGCCAAACCCAACAAUAUCAUCAUGGCAGGUUCCAGAGCACCGCCUGGCAUCAGUCCAAUCUCCCACCCUUCCCAAGCAAACCGACUUCGCGGUCAUUGGGUCCGGCAUCACCGGUUGCAGCGUCACGAAGACGCUUCUCGAACACCAGGCAUCACGCAACGCCCACGUCACGAUCCUCGAAGCCCGGACACUCGUAAGCGGUGCCACAGGCCGGAAUGGCGGACAUCUCGUCACUGCUUCGGGGCAUACUUACGGGCCCAUAGCUGCGCAACACGGUGUCGAGGCAGCGAAGCAGAUUGCCCGCUUCUCGAUCCUGAAUGUUGAGCGAAUCAUGAGAAUGGUUAGAGGUAUGGACCCGGAGACCCAGGAGCGGUGCCAGAUUCGCGAUGUUCUCAAAGUCAUGGCUGUUGGUGAUGAUGAGACAUGGGUCGCGGCCAAGAGCUCGGUAUUGGGAUUCCAAAAGGCCGUCCCAGAGCAUAGUCAAUAUCACCGAAUCAUCGAGAGAGACGAUGUGCCAGGAAGAUGGAACAUCAAAGAUGCAAGCGGGGCUGUAGAGCACAACGCCGGAGCCAUCUGGCCGUACCGUCUUCUCGUGAGAAUCUACGAAGGUCUUCUGGUCCAAUACCAAGACCGACUAGCAAUUGAGGCAAACACGCCCGUGCUUCAGGUCAAAUUCUCGUCGUCCGCCAACCCAGAAUACCCCUAUCUCAUCACGACUCCAAGGGGCAUCAUCCACGCCAAAAAGGUCAUACACUGCACCAACGGCCACGCAUCACAUCUCCUCCCACAACUAGCAGGCCGCAUAUACCCCUUCCGCGGCACAAUGUCCGUCCAGAAACCCGGCCCGACCCUCAAGAACCUAGGUGCUUCGCGCUCGUGGAGUCUGUCUCACAAACCAACCCUGGAUGCCCGAAGCGGUCUCUACGUGACGGGCCUCUACUAUCUCCAGCAGAAUCCUAUUACAGAAGGAAUUUGGAUCGGGAACGAGACGGCGUACAUGAAGGAUAUCUUGACUUCUGAUGAUACCUACGUUCCGAAGGAGGCGAAGGAUGCUCUAUCGACGGUGCUGCCGAAAUUCUUCCUUGAGGGGUGGGCACCCGAGGCGAAGACGUCCGAGGUGGAGGCGAUUUGGUCUGGCAUCCAAGGUCACACGGCUGAUGGUCUCCCAAUUGUAGGCCACAUUCCGGACUCUAUCGCGGGAGACGCCGGCGGCGGACAGUGGAUCGCCGCCGGGUUCAAUGGGUACGGGAUGGACAAGUGCUGGCUUACGGGCGAGGCUUUGGUCAGGAUGAUAUUUGGGGAAGAUGUCGGCGACUGGUUCCCGCAAGCGUACAUCGUCACGGAGGAGCGUUUGCGAGGCAAAUUGACGUCGGAUGAGACGUUGCUCAAGUUUGCAAAGCUCGCGAAUCCUCAAGGGGUCAAGCUGUCCAAACUCUGA